This is a messenger RNA of Spodoptera frugiperda (fall armyworm), 3560 nucleotides long. RefSeq lists its product as uncharacterized. Lineage: Eukaryota; Metazoa; Arthropoda; Insecta; Lepidoptera; Noctuidae. Gene Ontology annotation, molecular function: ATP binding; transcription factor binding. The record is from RefSeq and is a predicted model, not a curated record. Gene Ontology annotation, biological process: regulation of DNA-templated transcription. The transcript is spliced from 6 exons. Bases 653 to 2332 code for a protein of 559 amino acids.
UUUCUCUUUUUUCCAAGCUCACACUACUGCCUUCUAGCCAGUACGGUAAAAGCUUUGAAGAGAUACGGACUGUCACGUAGAGACGUUAGCCUGAACCCGUAACCGAACCCGAGCAAAUCGAAUAAUUGACGACGUGAUCUGUUACGAUUGCAGCAAUAACAGUCCAUUCCAAUUAUCCCAUAGUGCCUUUAGUGAUAUGUAUAUUAAUCGAUAAAAACGGUAAUCGAAUAAAGUUUGUUAAACUGGAAACUUCAGAUUUCGAUUCGUUCGAAACGGCCACUAUUGUUUUCAAAACAUAUGAUUUGCCGACUUGUCACCCAGAGUGUAGUGACUGAAAUCAGGGAGCGGUAACAAUUAUAUUAUUGUGAGUGCGUGUGUUGGAUACGGCCCAGUGAAUCGCCGGGCCCCUCGUGUGUCUCCAGUGUUGAGUUACGCUCGCGGUAUCAAUAAUUCUAUUGAGGAGCAAGUGACUGAUGGAGAUUUGUGCCUAUAUUGGGAAGGUGGUAGUCAAGAGCGGGCGUCAUGCUGACCCGCGUGCUUGUGUCUAGUGUACGCAGACUCCGGCAAAACGGCGGCUACAGAGACAGCCCCGGUACUCGCACCACAGACGGGCGGUGCAGACAGCGCCAGCGGCGGGUCAGGUGGCUCGGGCAUGGAGUGUCUCCAACUACGCUCACCACCCGGACCAUUUCAUUACCUCAUCUCGGAGCAGGCUAAGUCCCUCGUCGCUCUACAGAAUGAAGUCGGAGCUUUACUUGAGUUUCGCGACCUCGUCAUCGAGACAUUCCCUAACCUACGCUCCAAGAUGGCGCCGUCCACGCCUGCGAGCGGUACACGUCGCGACUGGGAGCCCGGGGUGCGCGUGCGUCGUAAACUUGCGGCAGGCGCAGGAGACGCUACGCGGGCCAAACCACAACCCUCCGUGCAGGAUUCCGGCUUCAGCACAGAGACUUCUUGCGGCAAAGACGCACAUUCCUCAUCGGCAUCAGCUUCUGCGUCAGCCACACGUUCAAGACCCAUUGAAGAUGAACUCUGGGCUUUACUCGAUGUCAUCCAGAGAAAGGGAGUACGGUUACGCGACGAAGCUGAACAGUUGCGCGGCGAGCUCGACGACCGGCACCCAGCGGACACCGUGGAGGAGUCGUUCACGCGAGCACUCAAUGACACGGCGUGCGCCGACUGCGCCGACACCGGGCGGCUGCGCGCCGAGCGGGACGCGCUGCUGCUCCGCGCGGCGCAGCUGGAGGCGGCGGCGGCGGCGGCCGCCGUCACCCCGCCCGCGCCCGCGCCCAGCACGCCGCUCGGCCGCCUCGACACAGCACUGGAAACACCCUCGCGCCCACCGCGCGUCGCUACGCCUGACUCCAAGAAGUUCGCGGCGAUUCUCCUCGAGAGCAAUCCUGUCGAACUUCAGAGGCAGCUACUCACUUCCACCGUUCAAAAUCAGGUAUUGAGCGAACGCCUGAGACGCGCGGCCGCGCAGCGCACGGUGCUGUUAGAAAGACUGGAGCGAGCUCGAGACUUCAACGAAGACCUCAAAUUUAGGCUGGAGGAGAAAAGUAUCGAAUUAGAAGGAGCGCGUGCUCGCGUCCGACAGUUGGAAGGCAAGCGGCGCAGCCCCGCGCGGUCCGCGUCGCCGGCGCGCGACCACAGCAGCAUGCGGGACAUGGAGCCGCUGCACAUGCCGGACGACGCCGACUCCGACUGCCGCAUCGCCGACACGCCGCGCCGCCGGCCCAGCCGCAUCCCGCUGCACACGGCGCGCCCCACCCCGGCGCGGCCGCCGUCGGCGCACUCCGUGCGGUCGGCGCGCUCGGCGGCGUCGGCGCGGUCGGCGGGGUCGACGCUGGGCGGCGCGGGCGCGGGCGCCAACCGCAAGGAGCGCGAGCCCAAGAGCGGCGUGCCGGUGCGGCGCGCGGCGGCGCCCGACCCCAAGAGAAACGAAGACGAGUCGGAGCGCUGGCGAGUGGCGGCGCUGGCGGCCGAGUACGUGGCGCGCGCCGACCGCCUGGCGCCGCUGUUCCCGCGCGCGCGCCCGCUGCCGGCCGGGCUGGCGCCCUACCCGGCCGGCCUGGCGCCCUACCCGCCCUACUCGCCCCACAACCUGGCCCUGGAGCUGUCGCGCUCCAUCCUGUACGAGCGCGCCGACUCGGUGGACGCCAAGCUGCGCUCGCUCGUGUCGCACGUGUCCCACGUGUCGCCCGCGUCGCGCGACGACUCGUUGUGGAACGGUAAGCCGCAGCAGUACUUUGAGAGCAUGAACUACGGCGAGCGCCCUCCCUCGGACGACGAGGAGCCCAAGGAGUACGACAGCGACUCCCUCGCGCCCUGAGCCCGCUCGUCCCACUCCGUGUCCUUGUAACUUCUCUAUUGAGUAUCAUUCCACAGUCGAGGGUUCUAUGAUGUCUCGAGUAAUCUGUGAUAUGUCACCGUUUUAAAUGUUAACUACCAUUUUUUGGAUCCUAUGCUCAUAUUACGUGGCCUCUCGUGGGAGGAAUGAGAUUUAUUUUGCAGUUAUAGAAACCUGUUUUGAAUCUAAUAUAUAAGUGUUAUGCAUGAUAUAAAAUUAAGAGUUAAUUUUCGGUACUAUUAAUAUAAUUUAUAUCUGUGGCUUUCAACUUUUAUGGUAUGAAGUCAAAAAGAUGUUUUGAUUCAUGAAAUGAUGAAUUUAAAUAUUUACUCACUAUAACUAUUAUUCUUAAUGGGUUGAUUUUAUAAGAAUUUAUUAUCAAUAAUAAAUUAAUUCGUUCCACUUGUCAUCAAAGUAUUACAUGAAAUGAUAUACCUACAAAAUAUGGUAGCUACUUUAAAAUUAAGUAACGUCAUUCCUAAAACCUAUAAGGACAGACUGUAAUUAUUUAAUGUAAUUGAGUGAGAGCUUGGAACGACUGUUAGAAAGGCUGUGAAACACUGAAGUGUGCUUGAAGUUGUUUCUGAUGUAAUCUAUAAAUUCAGAGGUAAUAAGAUGUAGUGCUUAGAUAAUGUGUGUUGCAGAUUAAACAUACUAUUGUUAAAUAUAUUCCAAUCGUCCAGUGGUGUACGUCCUAAUGAGACAAAGCGUGACUGCCUUUGAGUUAUAAGAUUACUAUGUUAAUUCCUUUUACUAGUAUACAUUUCAUACGGCGGACUUAACAAAUAGUAGGAGACUGAUUUUGUAUAAAUAAAAAUUAGAAAUGCUUUACCUGUGUAGGGAACCUCCAUAUAAAUGACCGUAAUUUAGUAUUUCUUUCUCUGUUUUAAGAAUAAUGUGUAAAAUUGUACUAUCAAUUAAGCUCUUAAAGAAUUAUACUAAUUAAUAAUAAUAUACCAAUUCUAUAAUGUAAAUGGCUGUAUUUUAUGUAAUUAAGAAUUUGUGGCUAGAUUAAUUAUUUAAGUCGACUGUUUAAUUGUACAGCAUUCGAUUAUACUAUUAGAAUUUGUAAAUUAUUAAGCCAUUACCUACCUAUAAUUAAGAUACUCAUAAAUCUAUCUAGUUAGCUUGAAUCUAGUUGAUGACUUAUGUAAAGUGUACAGAGAUCAUAUCAUUAUAUACAGAUCGUAAAUAAAAUUGUUCAUAUCAA